Messenger RNA from Prunus armeniaca (apricot), 882 nucleotides. Lineage: Eukaryota; Viridiplantae; Streptophyta; Magnoliopsida; Rosales; Rosaceae. The record is from the annotation of a GenBank genome assembly.
AUGGCGGCCUUAACCCGCCUAUCAAAGCCCUCGUUCACAUCACUUUCCUCCGUCUCACGCAUAAGCCGGUGCUUGUACUCGGGCAUAGCACCGGAGCCCAGCUCUCAUGGCGCUUCGCCAUAUAGCCCACGAUUGGGGCCCAAGCCCAAUCUCUCGGUCAAGGACCCCAAGGAUCGAAACGUACAGUGGGUCUUCUUGGGCUCACCGGGCGUGGGCAAAGGCACGUACGCGAGCCGCCUGUCUAAUCUCCUCGGCGUUCCUCACAUCGCCACUGGAGAUCUCGUCCGCGAAGAGCUCGCGGGCUCUGGGCUUCUCUCUAAAGAGUUAUCGGAGAUUGUGAACCAGGGAAAGUUGGUUUCUGAUGAGAUUAUAAUAAGCUUGUUGUCGAAGAGAUUGGAGGCUGGGGGAGCUAAAGGGGAACUGGGUUUUAUUCUUGAUGGGUUUCCUCGAACCAUAAGACAGGCGGAAAUAUUGGAAGGGGUGACAGAGAUUGACCUGGUGCUCAAUCUGAAGCUCCGGGAAGAUGUGUUGGUUGAGAAAUGCCUUGGGAGGAGAAUGUGUAGUCAGUGUGGGGGAAAUUUCAACGUGGCCUCCAUUAAUGUUAAGGACUCAAAUGGGAGUCCUGCAAUUAGCAUGGCUCCGCUUCUUCCACCUCCACAUUGUAUGUCAAAGCUUGUUACUCGAGCUGAUGAUACUGAAGAAGUGGUUAAACAUCGGAUUCAUGUAUACAAUGAGAAGAGUCGGCCUGUAGAAGAAUUCUACCGUAGUCGAGGGAAACUGUUGGAGUUUGAUUUGCCAGGAGGGAUCCCAGAGUCUUGGCCAAAGUUGCUUGAAGUUCUUAAUCUUGAUGAAUACAAGGAGAAGCAGUCUGCUGCAGCAUGA